Messenger RNA from Ostrea edulis (European flat oyster), 2230 nucleotides. RefSeq lists its product as uncharacterized. The coding region runs from base 240 to 1361 and encodes 373 amino acids. The record is from RefSeq and is a predicted model, not a curated record. NCBI's taxonomy places the organism in Eukaryota, Metazoa, Mollusca, Bivalvia, Ostreida, Ostreidae. The transcript has 7 exons.
UAAUUUAAGAUACAUCAAUUAAGGAAUGACUUUGUUUUUAUAUGAAUCAAGAAAAACAAAUUAUGAGAUUCCUUUUGGUAUUUAACAAUAUUGAGUGUUGAUCUACUAGAUAGGGGUGAUAAUUAGAAAUAAAAUGUUAAGAGACAGGUAAUAUAACAUUAACCAAUGGAAAACGUUCACUCCCAGACGCUUGAUUUUUAUCGGUGGUUAGCUGAACGCUUGAAUCAAAUGUAAACAAUAUGGCGAACCGCUAUUUCGCACUGACGGUGGUGCAGUUGAAGAAGGAGCUUGCCUGUAGAAACGCCACGACGCAAGGAAGGAAGAUAGAUUUAGUUAGACGAUUAGAAGCAUAUGACAGAAAUGCCAAUUUCCAGCAGCCACCUGUUCUGUUACCAGAUCCUUUGGACGUAAACUGGCCUACAACAGGAUUCCAACAACUCAAUUCAGAGCACAGGAAAUUACUACCUUCCAUUACAAGGGAACAGAUAGAAGCCUAUUUUCUCCAUAGACUUGCUGGAGAUAAUGAAGCGGCAUGUGAUAUCAAGGCAGUUAAGAAUGGGGAACUAUUGUACCAAUCCGAGAGAGUUUUGGCAUGCUCAGUUAUCAUUGAAAAUGAUGUAUUUUUUACUGGAAUAGUCAGUGCAGCCAUGAAAAAUAAGGUCACAUACAGCUAUAAACUAAGGCUGGAGAAAGAAUCUGGAGAUGUGCUAAACAUGCUUGAAAAUUUUAUUGAGAAUGGUGAAGUGGCGGUGCAGAAAUCAUGUACAGAAAAUUUGAUGAUGUUCAACAAGCCAAAGGCAUCCCAUAAAGGAUCUCCAGUCAAAGUUGAAAAAAUUACAAUUGGGAAGAGAAAAUCAGCGGUUCAUUUGGAUGACCCACGACCAGAAAAGUUUAGGAAUGUAGAGGGCAUGCAAGACCGGGUCAGAAACCUAUUAAUCAACUAUACAUCAAAUACUUCUGAAGACAUUGCAUUUCGUUAUCUUUAUGAGAGAGCAGAUUUGAAGUCUUCAAUUCAUGACCACCACUACUUAUCACUGCCUUUCACAGAAUACUGGGUGGAUAAAGCAUUACAGGUAACUGAAUCAGAGGUGGCAAGUAUUGAAAAAGAAACAAGGGGACAAUCUACAAAUAAGAGAUGGUUUGCAGAGAGAAUGUGGAGAAUCACAGCAUCAAAUUUUGGGCAGAUUUCAAGAAUGACAGACAGACGUAACAAACAGAAGCUUUGUAAAUCAUUGAUAUCUAUCAAGAGCCUCACCACCCCCGCAGUCACUCAUGGAAAAUCAUAUGAAAAAAAAGCAAUCAAAAAGUUUGAAGAUAACCACAACAUAAGAGUUCAUGAGAAUGGUUUAUUCAUUUGUUAAAAAAUGCCAUUUCUAGGUGCAACACCAGAUGGCGUUAUAGAUGAUAAAUAUAUAAUAGAGGUGAAAUGUCCUUAUAAAGGGCGGAAACAAGAAAUCAACACAAACACAAUGGAAUAUUUCACUUAUUUAGAGGUAGUGGGUGGGGAAAUCAAGCUGAAAAUAUCUUCCAAUUACUAUGAUCAAAUUCAGGGACAACUGUAUAUAAGUGGCAGACAAUUUUGUUUUUUUAUUGUGUAUACACUAAAGUCACUAUUUGUAGAAAUUAUUGAAAUCAACAGAGAAUACUGUGAAAUGUGCCUUAUACCAAAACUGGAGUCGUUUUAUACAAAACAUUACAGACCUUUCAUUGCCCCAAAUUUAUAAAUGAUUGCAAAUUAGGCCAAUUAAAGUUAAUUGAUAGAUUAUCAUCCCCGCCCGCCCCUCAAAAAAGGGCCCAUCCCGAUUUUUUAAUGCAAAAAUUAUGAUUUCAAACAAACUUGCUUCCCAGUGACAUGAGUGAAUGAUUAAAGUCACAGAAUGUUGUUUUAUAUAUAUAUAUAUAUAUAUAUAUAUAUAUAUAUUCUACUAAGGAAUCUUUGAAUUCCGUACUUGAUUAACACUUUGUGUGAUGUCUGUUUUCAUUAAUUUUUUUUUCUCAGGAAAUAAAAAUUCAAAAAUUAUAUUCUCCCACCCGCCCCAUUUUUUUUUUUGACCCCAGAUGAUAAUCUACUAAUUAGGUUGAAUUGGCCUUACUUUGAAACCACCUCCUUCUGUACUACUUAAAUGUAUGCUACAAAUGAAACAAUAUAUUUCCAUAAAAUUGACUACAUGUUGUGAAGUAUUGCAGGGAACACUUCAGAUUGCCUAAUAAAAUAGCCCCCAAUAUGUAA